AUUGUUGACGCCAUUUUCUGUCCAAGGAAGCUCUGCUUGGGAACCAAGGUCCAGCUCGGCGUUGAGAGGAGGCGCUAUGGGGGGUGGGAAGGACAGUCAUGACCCCUCAGGCGCGGACAAGGGGUACCACGGAGGGUACCCAGCUGGAUACGGCCAAUACCCCGCCGGUUACCCUGCUCCGCCAGGCGUGUAUCCUCCCGGUCAAGGGUAUCCGGUCCUGCCCGGGGGCUACCCUCAACCUGGCGGAUACCCGCCGUCAAAUGGCGCGUACCCUCCGGGAGCGUAUCCUCCGAGCGGGUAUCCCCAUCAACCUACCUUCCCACCAGCCGGUUACCCUGGUCAUGGUCCAGCAACGCCUGGUCAUGGUGCUAUGUAUGGUGGAGGCCACGGUGCAGGGGGCUCUGCAGGGUACGGCGCGGUGAUCGCCGGAGGUGCCGCGGCGGCAGCGGCAGCCUAUGGAGCUCACAAGAUGUCCCACGGCCACGGAGGCGUCCACGGGAUGUACGGCCACCACGGCAAGUUCAAGCACGGCAAGUUUGGCAAGCACAAGAAGAUGUUCGGUAAGCACAAGAAGAUGUUUGGGCGCAAGUGGAAGUGA
Molecule: messenger RNA, 598 nt
Organism: Panicum hallii
Lineage: Eukaryota; Viridiplantae; Streptophyta; Magnoliopsida; Poales; Poaceae
Product: glycine-rich protein A3-like
Exons: 3
Coding region: 77-598 (173 amino acids)
Source: RefSeq, a predicted model, not a curated record